CUCCUCACGGGCAGUCACGUGAUCGUCAAUAGUCACGUGCCCGCCGGCCACCAGUCACCGACCUUCCUACUAGUCUCCUGGGGUUACGCGCUGUCGCGUGUUGCGAGGGGGCGGAGUCAGUAUAUAUACCGCGGUGGCGGGAGUUGGGAGCCCGCCAUUUCCUGUCAGGCGCUGGUAGGUGGCGGUCGAGGUCCCGCUGUGAGGCGAUCAUCUGUGAUCAGGAAGAAGUGUGGAGCAGGCAGUGCAGUGAGGCUGCUGGAGAGAAGGAGGGACACUGAGUGACCACAGGAUAAAAUCAUCUUAGAUCAGGAAGAAGUGUGGAGCAGGCAGUGCAGUGAGGCUGCUGGAGAGAAGACAGCGGAGAGGACACUGAGUGACCACAGGAUAAAAAUGGCUUCUAGUGAUCUAAGGGAUGAGCAGAACUGCUCCAUCUGCCUGAGCAUCUAUACGGAUCCCGUCUCCCUGAGAUGUGGACACAACUUCUGCCGCUCGUGUAUAGUUCAAGUGCUGAAUACACAGGACGGCUCUGGAGGUUACACCUGUCCUGACUGCAGAGAAGAAUAUCCGGAGCGUCCGACCCUGGAGCAGAACAAGAAGUUGGGUAAUAUAGUGGAGGAGAGCAGAUUCUUCUGUUCCUACUGUGUAAAAUCUCCUGUAGCAGCUGUGAAAUCCUGUCUGCAGUGCGAGAACUCUCUAUGUGAUGCCCACCUGAAAGUCCACAACAAGACCAUGGAUCAUAAAUUAGCAGAACCAACCGGCUCCUUUGACAACAAAAAAUGUCCCAUCCACAAGAAGGUUCUGGAGUAUUAUUGUCCACAGGAUGCAGCCUGUCUGUGUGUGUCUUGUUGUCUGGUUGGGAAGCACGGGGGACACCAGGUGGAACUUCUGGAGGAGGCUUCUAAAAAGAAGAAGAAGAGACUACAUAAAAAUCUGGAGGAGCUAAACUCACGAAAAGCAGAAAUUCAGACAAGAGUCCAGAAUCUGCACGACCAUCAGAAGAAUAUGCAGAAGAAGGCCUCAGAUAAGAGGAGGAACAUCAUUAAGCUCUUUCUAGACAUUAAGAAGCAACUGGAAAAGGCUGAAAUGAAGGCGAUGAGGGAGAUCUCGAGACAGGAGAAGAAAAUUGUGUCCCAGAUAUCUGUUCUGGUCAGGAAGCUGGAAAUAGAGGAGGACAAGCUGUUCAGGAAGAUGCGUCGCCUAGAGGAGAUGUGUCAUGUCACUGACCCAAUAAGAUUCUUACAAGAAAAUUACACUCCAGCAUGUGAUCAUGGAGAUGGUGCGGACACCGAGGGAGAUAGUCAAAAGAUCAAGUCUCUGGAUAAUUCUGAUGUUCAGGUGUCUGACACCAAAGUGUGGAGUAAAAGAACUGACGAAAACAUGGUCAUACAAGAAUCAGGGCAUGGAGUGGCCUGUAGUGCUAAGAGCAUGGCAGCAGAAGAAGCCGCUCUAGUCAGUGACUUUCAUAAGAUCGAUAAUCUGGAUGAGACAUCUGAUGACCUGGAUGAGACGUCUGUUGACCUGGAUGUUACGUUUGAUGACCUGGAUGAGACGUCUGAUGACCUGGAUGGGACGUCUGAUGACCUGGGUGGGACGACUGAUGCUCUGGAUGAGACGGCUGAUGACCUGGAUGAGAUUCUCAUCUCACUGACCAUACACCGAUCUAUGUUGGAUAUUAUCACCAAUGUUCCAUCAGAGCUUGGGUUUCAGGUUUCAGACAUAUUGCUGGAUGUGGCCACUGCUGAAGCGUACUUGGAGGUAUCAGAAGAUAUGAAAACAGUAAGAGAAGUAGGAAGACAGAAAAAAAUUAAAUCACCAUUACGGUUUAUAGAUUUCGCACAGGUGUUAGGCAGAUGUAGCCUCUCCUCAGGAAGGCAUUUCUGGGAGGUAGAGUGGAACCAGAUAGGAAGAUGUGAUUUUGGAAUGUCCUAUCCCAGUAUAAGAAGGAAAGGAGAUAGGUGUGGUAUUGGACAGAAUGAUAAAUCCUGGGGCAUCGCUGCCGAGGAACUAGAAUGCUUCUCAGUGAUACAUAACAAUGUCAGUAAAACUUUAGAUUUAGAGCCAAUGUGUUCAACAUUUGGAGUCUUCUUAGACUACGAGGCCGGGCGUCUGUCCUUCUAUGAGAUGUCUGACCGCAUCAGACAUGUACACACUUUCACCGCCUCCUUCACUGAACCCCUACAUGCACUCUUCGGUGUUUAUAAUGGAGCUUCUCUCACAAUAACAACCUGAGGAUGCUGCAAUCCUCACUCUUACUAUACCAGGAUAUCCGUGUUAAGCUGGGUUCACACCACAUUUAGUUAAUACGGGGACCGGAUCCUGCUGGGGCUGGAGUGAAAACUGGGCACUCCCGUACCUUAGCCCACAUCUCAUUUGGAUGAGCUGACCAGAGUCAGAUAGUGACUUUUGUCGGCUCAUUUUUGCCCCGUAUCCGGUUUUGUGACUGGACCUAAAACCGUGGUAUACGGGAUAUACAGGGCAAAAAUGAGCCGACCAGAGUCAGUAUCUGACUCCGGUCUGCUCAUUCAAAUGAAUGAGAUGCAGGCUGGGGUACGAGAGCGUCCGGUUUUCACUCCCCCUAGCCGGAUCUCGUCCCCGUAUUGACAAACUGGUGUGAACGCACCCUUACAUGGGUGAGGCCCAUCAGGCUGUCGCAUAGAGUCCCAUGCAGCCCUGUUUGUCACCAGGUUAGAUUUUUAGUUAUUCUGUUGUCCCAGAAAUAAUCUGCUGUCAGAGCUGUGAAGCGCAGCUGAGCUCUGCUAUAAAGAGUUGGAGGCUGCAAACAGCGAGCUGCGCAGCAAUGUCCUAUAUCAGCAAACAGUAAGAUUGUGUAGGAUGAGGAGUCAUAGUUGUUUGUUUUGGUUGUUUUUUUUUUUGUAUUCCAUUCUGUGUCAAACUUGGAAUAGUGAUACAAAAGAAUAAAAAAAUUCCUUGGCUAAUGUUUUUUUUGUCACAUUGU
Molecule: messenger RNA, 2956 nt
Organism: Hyla sarda
Lineage: Eukaryota; Metazoa; Chordata; Amphibia; Anura; Hylidae
Product: E3 ubiquitin/ISG15 ligase TRIM25-like
Exons: 4
Coding region: 391-2229 (612 amino acids)
Molecular function (GO): protein binding; zinc ion binding
Source: RefSeq, a predicted model, not a curated record